Molecule: messenger RNA, 1586 nt
Organism: Populus trichocarpa (black cottonwood)
Lineage: Eukaryota; Viridiplantae; Streptophyta; Magnoliopsida; Malpighiales; Salicaceae
Product: NADP-dependent alkenal double bond reductase P2
Exons: 4
Coding region: 86-1273 (395 amino acids)
Molecular function (GO): 2-alkenal reductase [NAD(P)H] activity
Source: RefSeq, a predicted model, not a curated record
ACUUCCAUCAUCAGCAAAUCAACAGUACUUCGAAUAAUAUCUGCAAUCUUGUGCCGGCAAUUGACUUUUCAACAAGAUCUAGCUAAUGCAUGUCUAUAUAAUGUUUUGCCUUUUGCAACCUUGUAGAUCAUCAGCAAUAUUUUAUCACCAUUUUGUUCGGCAACAAAUUAAUCUAAGAACAUUAGCACAAAGCAUGGCUAGUGAUCAUAGUGUUGGUGGGGUGGAAGUGAUCAGCAACAAACAAGUGAUCCUCAAGGACUAUGUGAGUGGUUUUCCAAGAGAAUCAAACCUGUACCUGACGACAAGUAACAUCAAACUCAAAGUGCCAGAAGAAGAGAGUGGUAAAGAUGCUGUGCUGGUUAAGAAUCUCUACUUGUCUUGUGAUCCUUUCAUGCGUGGAUGGAUGCAGAGAGAUCUGCCACCCGGUAAAUCUGAACUAUCUUCCUACUCCCUUGGCUCUCCAAUUGUUGGAUAUGGAGUGGCUAGAGUUGUUGAUUCCAGGCACUCUGACUUCAAGAAAGGCGAUUUGGUCUGGGGAACGACAAUCGGCUGGGAAGAAUACAGUCUAAUGACAACACCUGAAUACCUCUUCAAAAUCAACCAUACUGAUGAUAUACCCCUUUCAUACUACACUGGAAUUCUUGGAAUGCCUGGCAUGACUGCUUAUUUUGGCUUCUUUGACAUUGGUUCUCCCAAGGAAGGAGACCGUGUCUACGUUUCAUCAGCAUCAGGCGCAAUUGGUCAGCUUGUUGGGCAAUUUGCAAAGCUGAUAGGUUGUUAUGUUGUUGGAAGUGCUGGAAGUAAAGAAAAGGUUGAACUAUUGAAGACCAAGUUUGGAUUUGAUGAUGCUUUCAAUUAUAAAGAGGAGCAUGACUUGGAUGCAGCCUUGAAAAGGUACUUCCCUGAAGGCAUCGACAUUUACUUUGAGAAUGUUGGAGGAAAAAUGCUUGAUGCUGUCCUUCUAAACAUGAGACACCAUGGCCGUAUUGCAUUGUGUGGAAUGAUCUCUCAAUACAAUCUCGAGCAGCCUGAAAGUGUGCAUAACUUAAUCGCUGUACUCUUUAAGCAGAUCCGGAUGGAAGGGUUUGCGGUUGCCGAUUACUAUGACCAAUACUCCAAGUUCUUGGAUUUUGUUCUGCCUUAUAUUAAAGAAGGGAAGAUUGUUUAUGUGGAAGACAUAACUGAAGGACUCGAGAGUGGCCCUGCUGCAUUGAUAGGCCUAUUCAGCGGCCGAAAUGUAGGCAAGCAAGUAGUGAAGGUUGCUCAGGAGUGAUCAGUCUCCCUUUACAUGUCUUCUUUCCAAUGCCAUUGCUUGUCUUACAUGCUUCAUAUGGUACUGUGUCAAUACUAGCAAGUAGAGAAGGUUUCCAAUGAGCGAUCGGCCUCCUUUAGUAUCCUUUCCAUAGUUUUGAGUUAGAACAGCGGAUAAGUAUUGUAAAACUGCUCUGCCCAACUAAAUAAAAUAUAUGUCAUAUCUGAAUUAUAAUGAAGUAGACUGUUUUACUCCUUUUAUAGUGCUGCAGCUGUAUAUAUUGCUGUAAAAUUAAUGUUAUCUGUAAUAAAAUUCAAGUGGCCUGAUUAGAUCA